Messenger RNA from Pantherophis guttatus, 4424 nucleotides. It is a transcript of the gene LDB3, whose product is annotated as LIM domain binding 3. Gene Ontology annotation, molecular function: muscle alpha-actinin binding; actin binding. NCBI's taxonomy places the organism in Eukaryota, Metazoa, Chordata, Lepidosauria, Squamata, Colubridae. Gene Ontology annotation, cellular component: stress fiber; Z disc; filamentous actin. Gene Ontology annotation, biological process: heart development; actin cytoskeleton organization; muscle structure development. The record is from RefSeq and is a predicted model, not a curated record.
UGGGAUAGCAGAGGUCAAGUCAAUGUACAGGGGACGCUUAGAAGGAAGCAGAGCUGAAGGCGUGCAGUGCAUCUCCCCAGCUACUUCCAGAGCCCCGGGGGUUUUCCUGGCGUAAAGGAGAGAUAAAAUGUCCUUCAGUGUGACUCUCAAUGGAUCUGGACCAUGGGGCUUCCGUCUGCAAGGAGGGAAGGACUUCAACAUGCCUUUGACCAUCUCCAGGAUCACUCCUGGCAGCAAGGCAGCCCAGUCUCAGAUGACCCAGGGGGAUAUGGUGGUAGCCAUUGACGGCGUCAACACAGAUGGCAUGACCCACCUAGAGGCCCAGAAUAUGAUCAAAUCGGCAAACUACAACCUGAAUCUUACUCUUCAAAAAUCAAAACGUCCAAUUCCGAUGCCAACAAGCACCCCGAGGAUCGAUUCUCCCAUGCCCGUGAUCCCUCAUCAAAAGGAUUCAGUCUCGACAACCAGUGGCGACCGAGGGAGCUUCAGUCUUCUAAAUAGCACCUCAGUGGGCCCCAAGCAUAGCAUGUUAGCCAGCAAUGGUGCCCAUUCAGGCUACCUCAGCAGACAAGAGACCAGUCUGUCCCAGAGCUCUUCCUUCUUAAUGAGCGCCAGCUUUAGGUCUUCCAUGUCCUCCUCUCAGUCUGUGACCCCUGACCUCUCGCCAGCAAAAUCCGACUUAGGUUCGAAAACUGGCAUGGUCUUUAUUGAUGGCAAUAAAGCGAAGCACCAGCUGAGCCCCGCCAGGCAAUAUAACAAUCCCAUUGGUCUCUAUUCAGCAGAGACGCUCAAAGAAAUGGCCGAUUUGCAUAAGUUAAGUCUCACCGGAAGGGCUUCCGAAGGUGGACUUCUUAGAGGUAACCUUCCUGUUAAAGACCCUCAUGUAGACAGUGCCUCUCCAGUCUAUCAGGCUGUGCUUAAAACUCAAAACAAGUCUGAAGAUGAGCUGGAUGAUUGGAGCCGCCGAUCUUCCCACUUGCAGUCAAAGUCCUUCCGAGUCCUUGCUCAGAUGACAGGAACUGAGUACAUGCAAGAUCCAGAUGAAGAUGCCUUGAGAAGAUCAAGUGGCAAGAAACAUGUUGCUGUAGCGACUGAAAACAGUACCCCUGUUGAGCAUGAGCCUGUGUCUAUCAGCUGCACUCCUUCUGCUAUGCCUGCUGCUUCAGCCAGUCCAUCUUCUUCUGCUGCUGCUGCUGCUGCUGUUGCUUCUUCUCACAGUGGUGUUCAUCGGAUGACGCUGCUGCCAGCUUCCGCUUCAUCUGGGGCUUAUGACUCCAUCUCAUCCUCCUGCCAAAGAGGCCAAGCCUACACUUCAGCCCCAGCUACCCAUGGCCCAGCUCCUCAUGGCCCAGCUCCCCAUGGCCCAGCUCCCCAUGGCCCAGCUCCUCAUGGCCCAGCUUCCCAUGGACCAGUUUCCCAUGGACCAGCUCCUCAUGGCCCAGCUCCCCAUGGACCAGCUCCUUACACAGGCUACAUUGAAGCCCCAGUGCCUGCUCCAAAGCCAAGAGUUGUGACUACUGCAAGCAUAAAGCCGUCGGUCUAUCAGCCAGCAGCUCCAGCACCCGCCCCACCAUCGGUGUCCACACAUACCUAUAUUCCAAGCCACGUUGAGCCUGCAAGUCGUCCCCCCUGGGUGACGGAUGACUCCUUCUCCCAAAAGUUUGCUCCUGGGAAAAGUACAACCACCGUUACCAAGCACAUUCUGCCAAAGGGUGCUCCGAUGCCUUCAUCUUCUGCCCCACCUCCCUCGAUUCCUGCGUCCAUCCAGGCUCCUGCUAUCGCGCGGGGAACAAUCCAAAGAGCAGAACGCUGCCCCGCCAGUAGCCGAGCUCCGCUCUGUGGACAUUGUAACAGCAUCAUCAGAGGGCCCUUCUUGGUAGCCAUGGGUCGUUCUUGGCACCCUGAGGAAUUCUACUGUGCUUAUUGCAAGACCUCUCUGGCUGAUGUGGGCUUCGUUGAAGAACAGAACAGCGUCUACUGUGAGCAUUGCUAUGAACAGUUCUUUGCCCCGACCUGUGCCAGAUGCCAUGCCAAGAUCAUGGGGGAAGUGAUGCAUGCUUUGAAGCAAACCUGGCACACCACUUGCUUUGUUUGCGCCGCCUGUCGGAAGCCCUUUGGAAACAGCCUCUUCCACAUGGAGGAUGGAGAACCCUACUGUGAGAAAGACUAUGUUGCCUUAUUCAGCACCAAAUGUCACGGAUGCGACUUCCCCGUUGAGGCUGGAGACAAGUUCAUCGAAGCCCUUGGUCACACCUGGCAUGAUACAUGCUUCAUUUGUGCUGUCUGCCAUGUCAAUUUGGAAGGUCAACCGUUUUAUUCGAAGAAAGAUAAACCUCUGUGCAAGAAACACGCCCAUGCCAUCAACGUCUAAAGGAAGAUCCAGGAAAGGAAUAACGAAGUAAAAAAGUGUGGUUGAUCCAACAGAUUAAAAUAUAGAUCACUAUGGAUUUUUGAGGAUAGAGGAGGGGAGAUCACAAAUUAUGGACACUUUGAAUUAUGCUUUUGUGUGUGCAGAUCUGUUUCUGGUGCACAAAAGAGUGAAUACAUAGCUUGACAGCCAACUUGCGUUACAAAUGCUUGAGCAAAAUGAACAAAAUAAGGGGGCAGUUUCUAUGUAAGCAUAUUUAGGAUAGCCUUACUCUAGUAGAACCCAUUACUGUUAAAAAAAUAAUAAAUAGAAUCCUUUCUUAGUAUUAUAAUACAGCUCAAAAGUGCCAAAUUACACAAAGUAAUUUAGAGCAGGGGUCCCCAAACUUGGCAGCUUUAAGACUUGUGGACUUCAACUCCCAGGAGUUGAAGUCUACAAGUCUUAAAGCUGCCAAGUUUGAAGACCUCUGAUUUAGAGUCAUAGUCCAUUAUGACGAAUCAAUUAAGUAUUCCUUACCCAGCCAAACAGAGAGAUUCCACUGUUAUACGUCAUGCCUCUUCUUCACACUACUUAGAUGUGGCAUAACUUUUAGGUUAAAAAAAAUAUUGUAGGCCAGAUAGAAUUAACUAAAAACACGCCAUGGACUGACCCAAUCAAAGCUUGAAUCCAAACGCAACUCAAAACCCCUCUGGUAAUUCUCCCUAAUUACCAGGUUUUCUUGUAUAUAGGUGUGGUUUUCCUGGAUUUAAAAAAUAUGCUUUUUCCAAGCUGGUAAACUUUGGGGAUAAUAUCAGACCCCCCAGCAAUCGUGAAUGGCUCUUCCUAAGUCUCAUUCCUAUAUUAGCUACAUCCCUCUAGUGUAGAACUGUUAGAAAAUGAUUUUCAAAGGACUCUGGAUGUGUGUGGCUCUUGAGCUUCUGAUCGUUGGUAGGAAAGUUGGGCAAAAUGAUGAGAAGGAUUGCAUGGAAGAGUGAAGAGUUAAAUCAGUUAAAUCUACCAUUGUGGAAGGAAGGAGAAAGUAUUGGGUUGUAGGUUCACCGUGCCAUUGUCACUCUCAAGCCAACUGACCAUGGGGGAAACACAUAUGUAAGAAGUUUCCCCAAGGAUGAGACCCUCCAACUUGGUUGAGAUUACUUGCAACGGGUAGUAGAAGCUGUAGUCUUUGGAUAUCUGGAAGCCAACCCUUUGCUUUCCAUUUGAGACUCUUUGCCAACUGAUAGAUAAGGAUUUGGCUGGAUAAUCCAUCAGGAACACUUACUUUGAGCGCUGGAAAACUCUUACUCGUAAAUAGGGAAGGUGGUAAUUUAGUUUUUGUUGAUGGUUAGGAAAAGCUACGUUAUAAUUGCAGCUACAAAAAAUAUAGAGACGGGGGAGGAUAUCCAGAUUUUUUAAAAAAUUCUUUGUUUUCAAGAAUGGGACUUUUUGGUUGGUUAAAGCUGGUGCCAUUCACCGGACAGACCUUAAAUGAGAAACUUGCGAUUCUUUAAAGGCGGAGUCUCUAAAGUGUGGUUGUGUUUGCUGCUACAAGAAUAAGAAGCCUGCAAAAUCUUGAGUAGUUUUCCUUUCUUUUUUUUUUUUCUUUUUUUCAAGUUUUUGAACAAAUGCUAUUUAGGAUUUCUGCAAUUAUUUACUUUUUGAAGCUUUUGUCCUCUUGUGUUGGGCAGCCUAUAUUUAUUCUGGCUGGCAUUUGGGUAUUUAAUCCUUUCGCAUCAGGUAAUUGUUUAUAUACGGUGAAACCACUGGUUUAUAUCUGCUCAGAUAAGCAGCCUAAAUUUAGACACAGAAGGACUCAUUCUAUGUCAACAUUGUUAGGCGCUCAUUUGAAUGGGCAACACUGUCAUAAAGAUAAAAGCUGUUUACUCCUGUAGAAUAUGUUCCAACAUGGAAGCUUAUGAUUUCUUAUUUAAAACAAUGUACAAUAUUUAUUAUUUGUUUGGGGGGAAAAAAAACAAGAGGGAAGAAGAUCGCAGUUUGAUUUUCAUAAUGUUUGCUGUUUGACUGGAAUCCCGACCUCAUUCAGGCAAAAAGCUAAAAUAAAAGCUGCAUUAUAACCAUG